UACUUUGCUACGGUUACGGAUGGCUGUGAAGCCUUAAUUAGUGUUGUUUAAAUUGUUGCAAUAUUAAGGUAUUUUUAUAAUUUUUCACGCAGCUGACCCGUUCUCCUUCUGAAGGGGCGCUGUCUAGCAUAAAUUCUAGCCGCCGAAGCCUUUAUCACGUGACUUUGCCACCGCCCAGUUACCCCUCUGCAUCACCUUAUUAUUCACUUACCAAAUAUUUUGCGAGACUAGUUAAGAAAAAGGUAAUUACUAGACAAAUGUUGCGUAAAUUGUUACAUGAGCGAACGUGGGCAAAAGCCUUUGAAUUAACGGGAAUACCCGUAAUGAGAAAACAUAAGAACCAUAUAAGGCUAAGAAUAGAAAAUGACGGGACUGUUGGCACCGAAACAGAUGGGUCGGAUAGCGAUAGUGAAAGGGAAUCUGACACUACUGAGUCAUAUACAAGCUCUAGUUGCGCCGAUAUAGAUGAUCUGCCCUGCCCUAGAAUGCUGAGGCAAAAUGCUCAGGAUAUUAUUAGCCCUAGAACUGGUUCCUCUGUUAGUAGUUGGGGGAGUAAUUAUGGCUACGUCCGCUACAUGGAUAGCACAAAUAAUCUAAACCUCGAGGAGUCCGAAUUAAUUAGGGGAGAUUGUACGAAAAAUAUAUUUUUGUCAAUUCCAUCCCACUCGAAUAUUUUUCAAGCCGUGAAUAGCCCUGAAGACACUCCUUUACAAAAAUCCCAACGUGUGCAGAAUUGUGACAGACAUCUACUUGCACAAUAUUCGGAAAGUACAGAAAACUCUUCUUUUGAAGUGAGAACUUAUAUGGCAUGUGAAGAUUUGGUAAACAUUGAUCAGGAUAUUCUAAUGAAUACGAUAGGAUAUGAAAAUUCUGAUUUUGUUCCUACGAGGCAAAGUUUUCCCAUUAAUGCUAAAAAGGAUUCUGUCCCAAAGCUAUGGAAAUCAACAGAGGAAACAUAUUCUCAAGAUAUGGUAGAAAAAAAUUCAAUAACAGACAUAUUGCAAGAAAUCGCACCACCAUCCCCAAAACUCUGUAACGAUUUUAUUUACCCUGAUCAUCCAGUCAUUGAUCCGCCUCCAAUGUUUAGAAACGAAGAAGAUGAUGUUAAAAUAAUUAACAUGAACCUUAAUACCGACAUCCCUUUUCGUAAGCAUUCUCUUAAUUCUGAUAAAAGAAUCAGACGUUCAAUGUCGAAGUCAAUGGUGGAAACUGAAAGCUUCUGCAAAAAUAAUGAACCCACAUUUCAAAGGAUGAGUUCACAGUCUGACGGAAAUAAAUUAUGCAAGAAGUGUGAAUGCUGUAACAGGUCUUUAUGCCCUAGCCCGAGAUCUUCGGACUCGGGAGUGGUCGGAAGCUGCAACUUAGCGUCUCCCGAGUUGAACUUGCAUGAAUAUGCUGGCGGAAGCACUGGAAAUGACUCUGAUGGACAUGAAAAAAUAGUAGACAAUUUGUCACAGGGAGCUUUCGAUGAGCGCCGUAAAAAUUUAACACUGUCCGAAAUAGAGGCAGCUAAUUUCGAAGAUCAAUGUAGAUGCACAUCUCCUUUCGGUUCUACGGCUAGAACUUCUUGCGUUACGAGUGUAACGUCGGAAACCAGUCUUGACGUGAUGGAUUUGUCAAAUAUCCACACGACUUCUACGUAUGCAGCCACCCCGCCGGUGUCGUCGCCACAAAUUAAAAGAACGUCCAUUCGUCAUAACAUCGAACGAUAUGUGCCGGAAAUCAAACUAAAACCCGAAGUUCCACCACGUAUCUACCGCAAGCCCAGUACCCAUCUAGAGAUUCCAAAGAAUGUUCGACAGCCUGUACCCUGUCAGUGGAGUACCUUGAAUAUAACGGAGCGCACAAAACCCAGCCUACAUUACCACAUGCGUAUAUUCAGGGAGAAGCCCGAAAGUGACGAUAUGAACACUGAUAGACCGUCUCGUGUGAAUCAACGUCGAAAUUGUGAUGUUUUUGAUCAAGAAAAGGUUCAAGCAAAAACGGGAGAAAAUAUGGCAACUCGCAAAACUAGAUCUCGCAGCGAGGACUUAUCUAAAUUCCAAAAGGAAUUAACUGAAGCAAAGAGUGGCUUCAUGGUGUAUCGUUCAGACUUGUAUGCGCAUUGGUGGAUGAAAGCAAAGUUACCCAUAACAGUGGUCACCGACUCAGGCAAGGAUAAUACUUUUGUAAAGAGAUACUGUUUGUACAUCACUGGUUUGAAGAUAAUAAUACUUACUGCCUUGAAGUUUUGUAACCAUUAAUGCUGUCAUUAGUUACCCCAGUGUUGCAGUGCUUUACUUGAUCAUCCUUGCCUGUGUUUAUUCAUCUUACUAACUGAAAAAAAACCCUGCCACUGCAACUAGAUACCUCAUUUACUAACAAUUUAAGAAAAGUGCAUGGAUAUGCUUCUAUUACCUGUGCCUAUAUCACUAGAGGUACACAUGUAUAAAGUACUAUGUGAAUGUACCUACGAAGUGAAUGCGAUCGUUUGAAAUCCAUUUGAACCUGGGUCCAUAAAAUAUUUAGAAAAUUAAAAAGCGAUCGUAUAAAAUGAAACGGUUGAGUACCGUAAUAAAAAUAUAAAUACGUAUUAGGCACUGAGAUUCCAGCUGAGAUGGAGCCGGGUCACAAAUGUGGGCUAUAAAGUGUGCUUUAAAUAGAUGUUGUUGAUGAAUACUCUGUAAACGAUAAUGGAACUGUCGAGACAUUACAAUAUUCCAAUCAAAAUAAACAAGUUCACAAAUUCUGAAAUAAACUGUCAUUUUUCUAACUCUAUUCUGUUUCGAUUUUAAAGCAUCGCUCACUUAACCUGAUUACCUAAAGUAGAUUUGUUAAAAUACAUGUACCUAUACGUUGUGUGGUAUUUUUAAAAUAUGGA
Molecule: messenger RNA, 2860 nt
Organism: Cydia splendana
Lineage: Eukaryota; Metazoa; Arthropoda; Insecta; Lepidoptera; Tortricidae
Exons: 1
Coding region: 258-2243 (661 amino acids)
Source: RefSeq, a predicted model, not a curated record